AUGGUGGAUGCUGAUUAUUGCUUCACUUACGUUGAUGUAGGAGGAAAUGGAAGAGCCAAUGACAGUGCAGUGUUCAGAAAUAGUUCUCUGAACAUUGCAAUGGAAAAUAAAACAAUUGGGUUUCCUGAGGACCAUGUUAUUAUCGGAGAUGAUGCUUUCCCUCUUAGACCCGAUCUUAUGAAGCCUUUUAGUAAACAUGGAUUAAGUGAUGAAGAGAAAAUUUUCAAUUAUCGCACAUCCCGUGCCAGGAGAGUUUCAGAGAAUGCUUUUGGCAUACUUGCCUGGCGUUUUCGAGUGUUCUCAAAAGCAAUUGAGCUGAAACCCGACAUCAUCGAUAGAGUUAUUUUGGCUGCUUGCAGUUUGCAUAACUGGUUGCGAAAGACUUCCCCAGGCCACUAUAUGCCACAAAAAGCACUGGACAGAGAAGAUUUAAACACAGGAGAAGUAACACCUGGUCAGUGGAGGUUACAUGCCAACACCUUACGACCAGUGACCUCACUGGGCAGCAACAAUCCAAACAGAACAGCAAUACAGAUCAGACAACAGUUCAUGAAAUAUUUCUCUGAAGAAAAUCCUCUACCCUGGCAAUGGGAGAAACUUGGACUAAAAAGGCCUUAA
Messenger RNA from Homalodisca vitripennis (glassy-winged sharpshooter), 618 nucleotides. RefSeq lists its product as uncharacterized. The transcript has a single exon. The record is from RefSeq and is a predicted model, not a curated record. Lineage: Eukaryota; Metazoa; Arthropoda; Insecta; Hemiptera; Cicadellidae. The coding region runs from base 1 to 618 and encodes 205 amino acids.